AUGGCUACUAUCGAAAAAAGUAACAAAGGCGGCGAAAAUGAAACAGAGGCCUUUUAUAAAAAUGAAAGAAAAGGCAAGACCAACAAAAUAGAACCGCUGCAUGUGAAUGAAGAAAAAAAAGAAGUCGAAGUCGUAAGUUUCCACAAUGUAGAAAAUAAAAGUGAAAAUAACGAAGACAUUUUUGGCCUAAGCGUAAGCAAAAAUGGUAUGGACAUGAACAAUAAUAAUAUCCGUAACCCUGUCGUGAAGACGAAUGGGGACAUGGAGAAGGAGGAAAGGAAAAGCGGUUUGAUGGAAAAUAAAAGCAUUUGGGAAACGGAGGAGGAAAAUCUGCUGCAUGAUGAGACGAAUUUGUCAGAUGAAGGGGAAGAAGUAGAGGAAGAAAAUGUGGAUGAGAAAGACCUCAUACUUCAGCGAUAUAAACAUGGCACCAACAUAUUUGUCAACCUGGACGAUGUAAGAAAACGGUGCGUUGUGGUUGACUUUUACUCGGAAUGUUUAAAUAAAUAUAAAAAUGAAUGCAGCUUUGUGUAUUACCAAAACUAUAACAGUAGUAGUAAUGUAGUAAUUAACGAAAAUGUUGAAAUGGUGGGACAUGUACACAGUCCACAUCUUUCAUGUGAAAAUAUGGAGAGCAUGGGAAAUAUGCCCAUUUCGAAUGACAAAUUGGCACUGGCAAAAGGGAAAAAUGUGCCAAAAAUUUCAAGCAGCGUAGGCAUGGGGGUAGGUACCUCCGUUAUGCCAGGUGAAGAUUUUAAAAAUUUUAAUCUCCAAAAAAGGAAGCAAGAGUCGUUAGACCCCUUGUUAAAGUGUAUAAACUCGUUGUCGGAUAGAAUAAACCUUCAGCAUUUAGUGGGAGAUCCAACAACGUAUUUCAAACUUGGAGGAGGGGACAUGUUCUACGACAUUAACGAUCCAUUUUUGGAUGACGAAGAAAUGUAUAAAGAAUUGAACAAAACGAAAAAUGAAAUAAUUCUCACAAGACAGAUAGAAGAUGAGUACAGCGUGUGGAGUGCUGACAUGUCAGACGAUUAUGUGGACAUAAACCCGGAGUCCUUCAUCUCGUUUUACAGCUCCAAGUGUAAGUAUGUAUAUUGUAGCGAUGAAGAAGGGGAAGAGAAUAAUACCAAAGAGUGCACGAACGAGGUGGGAGCGGGCAAAGGAAAAUGUGGCGAUGGGGACAGAACAAGCAUAGCAGAUGGCAUGCACAGUUACACAAGUGGCCAUGACAACGCGAGCGACGCGAAUUUUCGCAAACGCGGUAAUGAGUACAGGGGGCACGCUGCGUACAGUUCCUCCUGCUCCAUUUCCUCUGAUAAUAGUGUCAUAGAGUUAAACGAGUCCCACAUGGAUACAAUAAAUUAUGAACAAAAUGUAAACGAUUUUAUUAUAUAUUCAAGUGAAGAACAGGUGGAGGUAUCCUCGUCUGAAGACGAAAAUGAAGAUGAGGCAGAACAAUCUGAAGCAUCUGAAGAGGAUAUCAUAUUCAACCCCUUUGCUUGGAAAAAAUUCGAAAGGCACAUUCCCCCAGAGUUUAUCAGCUCCUUCCAAAAGUUAGAAAAGGAAUUGGAUGCUCUCCCCCUGGAGGUUAACAUAGAAGAUAUACAGGCAAUCAUAAGGGGAAAUAUUUACAGCAUAUUUGUUCAGGUCAGAGAUAAGCAAAAGAAUAUUCUGAACCAUUUUGACAAAACAUUAGACGAUUACAUCGAGAUAGAUAUUAAGCAGCUGAGGUGGCUCACAACCAUUAUGAACAAAACGUCCAACACGCUUAACGAUAUAGACAUUUGCAGGAUCUGGUUCGAACACAUUUUCAACUACAACAUUACGGUGUUCAUUAAUUGUGAGAAGGAGUUCGUUAGCAAGAUAAAGAACUCUCACAUUUUUGAAAAAAAUAAUAAGGCGCAUUUGAAUGGUAUUCUGAAGGACAUGUCUUCGUGGAGGUCCUUCCAGGAGUAUAAGGAGAAGAUGGCUCGCGAGGGUGGAGACGGUGUGGGGGGUGCUACUACCACUUCGGGGGGCGCUACUGCUACUUCGGCGGCCACUACCUUGGGUGAUGGCGCAAACGGACCGAAAGUGGGUUCCUCCGCCAGCCGAGGUGCAAGCAAAGCAGCCACCGAUUGCAGCAAAAGUGGCAUUGUUAAUAGCCAGCCCAGCUCCAAGGAACCACCCCAAAGUGGAAAAUUGAUAGAUGCACGGGAUGCAGAAAAGGAGAACAAGGGCGCCAUGUGUGAGAGGCAGGGUAGGGAUGAAGCAUCUGAAGAAGCGGAGGAGAAGGCGCAUAACGAUGUUCACUUGAAAACAGCGGAGAGUCCCAAAGGUGUAGCCCAUUUCGAGGGCAACGUGGAAUCUCUUUUUACUCCCUCCUUUUGUAAAGACAGCGCUGUUAAGAACGAAGCAGCGGAAGGAAACUGCGACAGUGUGUCUCUGCACUUUUCUAAUAAUAGCACUAUUGAGCACAUAGAAGGGGAGAAGAUGGGGGACAGCGCUUACAGCUGUGUGCAGAAUAAUGGCUUGUCAAAAAAGGAGUGUACCGGGGGGAAUGGCCAGGAGGAGGACAAAGCGGCGGCCACUAUAGUAACGUCCAGCUCCCAACCUUGCGCCGUCGCCGCAUUGUCAGAGGCGCAGGGAGAGAAAGCUAAGGGGCCCGCCCAAAACGGUGAAAGCUGUACGGAUGUGGAAGCGCAUGGUUCCAAGGCGAACAAAAGUGCCAACCCUAAUAGUGGACAGAAGGAAGAAUACAAAGCGUUGGAGAAAUUUUUUAAAAAAUUUGUAGACAUUUCGUACGACAUUUUAAAUUAUAUAAAAAUGUUUAUUAAGCAAAAGUGUUUUUUAAAAGAUAUGAUAUCAGCAGGAUUUGAAGCUCUGGUGGAAAAACACAACAAGCAUUUUAUCAAGUUCCCCUACAUGACCGUGUCGGAAAUAUUGACCAACCUGUUUAACUUCAGGUACAAGACCAACAUCAUCAUCGCUCCUGAUUAUAUAGAAGCCCUAGUAGAGUUUUACCAGGAGAAAUAUAAAGUGGACAUAUCAUGUGAUAAAGGAAGAAAUAAAAAGGUUUUUCUGUUUGACACUAACGAAAUGCACAAAUUGAAUAAUGCGUAUUAUAGGGUUCGUAACAGUGCACGGGAGAGAGGUGUACUUAAUGAGCAUGAAAAUGGUGGAGAGGAGCAUAAAGGCAAAUGGGGAGGGAAAGGAGAGGUGGACGAUAAAGGGAACUACAGAAAAGGGGGUGUUGGUGGUGGUAUGGUGAGCAAUGACUUGCUGCUGACCAAUUCCAAGGAGCGUUUCCAAAAUGCAUCGAAUAAGAAAUAUGGAUUUGCAAAAAAUGACCACUCAGGUGUGUACAGUGCCAUGGACAUGACAAGCAAGGUGAGUUCCUGCAGCCCCAUGGGAGUUGGAGGCUCAGGAACAACAACUGAUUUGGGUAAUAAUAAAAUGUACACAAAGAAAAGAACAAGCGAAUCGGUUAAACAUAGUCUCAUGAAGGAGACGAAUUCGUUAACAAAAAAAAAACAGAACAAAAUUUUAUCUAACGAUUUGGCUAGGAAAAAUUGGGACAAGAAGAAAAACAACAAAAAUGAAAAGAAAAUGUCUUCCACGACACACAUAAUUAUUUGUUCCGAUAAUGAUGAGGACAGUGAGGAGGAAGAUUGCCAUAGUGGCAAGUACCAGGUGAUGACAAAAAUGGCUAAUGAGAGAGACAGCGACAAGGGUGAAUGUAGAAAUAUGAGUAUGUUGAUUGAGAAUAUCACGAAGAAGAAGUGCAGUGCGAAUAGUAGCUCGUUGGGCAGCUUGACGAUCAACCAUAACGUUCUUAAGGACCAGCGAAGGGGCAUGGGUAACCGUAGCUACGUUGGUCAGCAUAAGUGCAGCCUACCCAGCAUGCCUAGUAUGCCUAACAUAGUUAGUAGUGGGCAUGGCCAUCCCCACAGCACCCUACCGAACAAUAACAAGUUACAAACCUUUCGUAGCCUUUUUAGUAACUCCACCACCAUGCAUCAUAACAGCGUGAACAACAGCACCAGCAACAACAUGUACAGUGUGCAGCGGAAGAGAGCCACGGAAGAAAACCUGCUGAUCAUUUCAGACGAGAAAAAAAAUAUAAAUUCAAACAAUAUGCUCAAUGAGAAAAUGCAACUGUAUAAAAAAAGGAAAAUGAAAAAUGAGUAUCCAUGUGGAAAAAAAAACUCACAAACGAAUAUGCUAAAAGUUAAUAAGGUCAGUGAUAAAAUGAAGGGAAAAGUUUUGAACUCAAAUGAUAAGUGUGCAGUGUAUAAAUGUAUUAACAUCGACUCGUCUGACGAGAACAAGUGA
Molecule: messenger RNA, 4314 nt
Organism: Plasmodium fragile
Lineage: Eukaryota; Apicomplexa; Aconoidasida; Haemosporida; Plasmodiidae
Exons: 1
Coding region: 1-4314 (1437 amino acids)
Source: RefSeq, a predicted model, not a curated record